Molecule: messenger RNA, 2216 nt
Organism: Fukomys damarensis (Damara mole-rat)
Lineage: Eukaryota; Metazoa; Chordata; Mammalia; Rodentia; Bathyergidae
Product: FERM domain-containing protein 4A-like
Exons: 3
Coding region: 62-289 (75 amino acids)
Source: RefSeq, a predicted model, not a curated record
AGCCCUGUCGGACGGCGCCUCCUCCCAGAGCACCUUCGUGGCGCACAGCAGGGUCACCCGGAUGCCCCCCAUGUGCAAGGCCACGUCAGCUGCCUUACCUCAAAGCCAGAGAAGCUCAACGCCAUCGAGUGAGAUUGGAGCCACCCCCUCAAGCAGCCCCCACCACACCCUUGCCUGGCAGACUGGGAGCUACGGUGACAGCUGCUUCCUGGAUUCCUCCCUCUAUCCAGAACCAGCGGACGUCCAGUGGUACGGGCAGGAAAAGGCCAAGCCCGGGACCCUCGUGUGAGCCAGCCCGCCCGGCCCGCUCUGACCGCGACGCCAUUCCGAGUCACCUCACUGCCUCUCAUUUGCCUUACCCAGACGCACUGUCACCUGCACCAGCUUCGGCCCUCAGCACUUUUUUUCUCUUCGUCUCCGCAUCCCCUUCACACUCAAAAACCUGACUGAGGAGACAUUUGGAAGGUUCCGGUCCCACUGUGUGUCCCUUGGCGCUCUCGUCCAGAGGGCCAGACAGCAAUCCUCAAUGGCACCUUGGUGGCUUCCCCCAGCCAGGACUGUCAGGGUGACUGGCUGGCAUGACAUUCCUGCAGGGGCCAGCCAGGCACUUCAAGGAGAGGACGGCUCUUGGGGCUUUGAGUGUCCCCAGAAUGUUCUAGAUGAGCCAGCCUGGGGGCAGGAGAGCGAGAGGGAGCUUAACACUUCAGAGCUGCAUCGAGGAUCACGGCCCAUUCUGUGCUGCCAAAGAUUAAACAGAUAAAAACAGAGGCCAAGAGGAAGACUUUCUUUGCGUGAGGAAAUUUCUUUGCCAUUCUAAACUACCCCACGCCACAGCAAAAGUCAGCCAUCUGUAAAUCACAACCUCACGAUCCACCUCCCUGACAGCCCACUCCUUCCCCACAAGGGCCCUGAAAACUAGGCCCUGCACGCAGAGUCCCAUCUGUCUGGACGUGAAAGAAAAGACCGCGGGGAGGAGCCUGGACCUGUGGGUCUCGGCCCCCACCGAGAUCGCUGGGGAUCUGUGGUACCAUAGGUGACAAAUGCCAAAAGUGGUCUCUCAUUAGAACAACCAGUAAAAGCAUAACCUAUUUUUUGCACAAGGCAUUUCAUCGUCUUCUAUUUUAUGGGAAACCAAGGGAAAAGCACAUCGCAGUCCAUUCACGUGUUUAACUGUUGUGGCUCAUUUUAUGUCUGUCAGCACUCGUGUGACCCAAGAGCUCAGAUGCAACUUCCCUCCUGCCGCUUAUUCAAAGAAGCCAGUGUACAUCUACCAGCCAGCAGGCAGAGCAGGGUUGACAAAAACCAGCUCCCGAGAGGCCAUGUCGGUCACCGUGGAGCAACACCUGGGCCUGCAGACGCCAACAGAGGACAAGAGAAGGAAGCAAGCAUGCGGGAGCUGCUCGUUUACAUGUGUUUUGAGCUAUGCUUAAUGAACAAUCAGAAAGCCAUCAAUCUUCAAAGGCCUCCAAACUACUUUUCUAAUAUAAUAACAAGUGCAUAACCUUAGUCGGUCGCUUGCGAUGGCACAGGGAGGUCUUCGUGGAGGUGGUGUGUGGUGCUCCUGGGUGCAGGUUGGGGUGAGGGUUCCCCACUGUUAGGAUGACCUGUUGGAAAGGUACCUGACAGCCAGGGCCAAGGGCCAGGGGCCAGGGCAGGGCGGUUUUGUGAGAAAGCAGAACUAGUCAGUUGUAGCAUCCGAAGGAAAAUCCCUGUCUUUCAUGUAUGUGUCAUCCAUGAACAUCCGCCAGGCCAGGCGGGUUAGGUGGUCACCAAAACAAACUCACCCUGAUGCUCCCUGAAGUCGAAGAGCGGGAGCCCUCAGUCCGGCAGCAGCACUCGGAGCCUCUUCUCUGCAAGAUCCCUGCGGGGUCCCCCAGCGCCGGGCACAGCUGGGCUGAGGAAUCCAGGCUGCAGGAGGGACUACCCACCCCAGGACACUUCGGGGCACACCGGGAUAAACAGGAAUCGGCUGUGGCGUCACUGCGUGAAUCGGGCCUAGGGGGAGGGUGCUUUUCUUGGACAGAGCUUUGAAGGGAGGAUUUGUGGGUCUGAGGGGUGGGCUUCUCUUCCCCACUUGGAAACAUCAUACACUGGGUCCUUUCCCUUCUCCCAAAAGGAGACACGUGAGUAAUCAGACCGAACUGUGUGCGACAGGGAAAGCCCAGAAGGAAAUGGACAGCAGCAAGCUCACAGGGCUGUGGGUUACACCGUGCGGA